AUGGCCGGUCAGGCCCAUUUAUUCAAGUCUACCGUCAAUGAGUACCUGGAGAGCUUGUCCGAGACCGUGCACUCAAAGCUGUACAAAUCUCCAGCAACGUGUUUGGCAAUCUUCCGUCUAUUGCCUUCGCUCUCGAAGUUCUACGUGAUGACACUGCUGUUCAACGAGGACUCCACAUCGUAUGCAAACUUAAAUAGAUGGUUGAAGGUUCCACCAACAUCUUCAAAAGCACAUCCCCAUAUCACUCCCACAAAGCUAUAUCAGAACGAGUGUUUAAAGAGACUGAAGGCAUUGAACUUGAUCAAAGACGUGAGGAAGACAGUUACACAUCCCACCACUGGAAAGUCCACCACCGUGGUUUUGUUUCAGCUCAAUCCUAUCUUUCGAGCAAGUUUCAGGGAUGCUGUGACCGGAGGAGGAUCCGCUUCUGCUUUUGGGGAUGCCUCCGAUAGGGUAGAGAGCAAGCGUGAUGACCUGCAGACGAUGUUUUCCGACAAUGUGACGAUUGACUAUCUUGACAGCUACUCGUUAAUGAAAUGGGAGAACAUAUUGCAUUUCAUGGUGGGAACGGAAUUGCUGUCGUCGCCGAGUGUGGGAGUGCUAUCGCUUUUACGUCACAGUGGUCUCAUGGAGUUGGAAGCCGAUCGAGAAGCAAAGACAGAGGCGAAGACAGAAAGCUCCAGCACGAUGACUCAAUAUUCGUUAAAUACACUCAAGAACAUGAAGAUCACUAAUGAGGGUUUUCAGUUUCUGUUGCAGGACAUCAAUUCACAGAUUUGGACGCUUCUGUUGGAGUAUUUGAAGAUGUCCGAAAAACUGAUGAUGGAUCCAGUUGAGGUACUGAACUUCAUCUUCAUGCUAGGAUCUCUGGAACUUGGUAAAGGUUACCCGACUGCCAUGUUGAGUGAUACACAGAUCAUUAUGCUGGAAGAUUUGGUGGAUUACGGACUGAUUUACUAUCCCAAGCCUGUCGAACCAGAGAGUGUUAGCAUGGACGUUGAUGAGGGGCCUGAAGGAGAAACCCUAGAGCAAAACGAAAGGGAUGAUGUGGUUGCCAACAGAUUGUUCUAUCCCACACGUCUAGCGACGACAUUGACAUCGGAUAGCAUGACAUUCAAGAGUGCAUCCACAGCUAUGACACAGGCGACUGCAGAGGCAGAUUCCGGUUCUGGAAAAGAUAUGGGAAACGUGAUUUUGGAGACCAAUUUCAAGCUGUACUGUUAUACCACCUCACCGUUACAAGUGGCAAUUCUCAAUCUAUUUGUUCAUUUGAAGUCUCGGUUUUCCAAUAUGGUGACCGGAGCAAUUACACGAGAAUCUAUAAGGAAGGCCCUGACGAACGGGAUUACGGCAGAGCAAAUCAUCAAAUAUUUGGAGAGUCAUGCACAUUCGCAAAUGAAGAAGCUAGCAGAAGAGAGACUGGUGAAGAAGCUGGACUUUGAAAAUAGUACCAAUUCUGCCUCAGAUGCUGCUGACACUGUGCUGGAAGUUUUACCUCCAACAGUGGUGGAUCAGAUAAAGCUGUGGCAGUUGGAGCUGGAUAGAAUCCAGACUUUUCAAGGUUAUCUCUUCAAGGACUUUGUUAAUGAUCAGGAAUUCGAGCUUCUCAGCACUUACGGCGAGGAAGUGGGAAUUCUUUUGUGGAAGGAUGUCCAGAGUAGGAGGUUUUUUGUUACUCAGGAAGGAAAUAAGCAGUUGAUCGAUUAUGCUGCCAGAGCUUUACGAAGACAGAAGCAAAAUGGCGAGCGAGCGGCCACUCCUUUAUAA
Messenger RNA from Kuraishia capsulata CBS 1993, 1767 nucleotides. RefSeq lists its product as uncharacterized. NCBI's taxonomy places the organism in Eukaryota, Fungi, Ascomycota, Pichiomycetes, Pichiales, Pichiaceae. Bases 1 to 1767 code for a protein of 588 amino acids. Gene Ontology annotation, biological process: nucleotide-excision repair. The record is from RefSeq and is a predicted model, not a curated record. Gene Ontology annotation, molecular function: double-stranded DNA binding; ATPase activator activity. The transcript has a single exon. Gene Ontology annotation, cellular component: transcription factor TFIIH holo complex; transcription factor TFIIH core complex.